CAGACACCUGUUGGAAGCAAAUCCUGACGCUGAAGCCCCUCCUCGUCUCUCGCUUCCCCUGUUGCCUCUAUCCUAUUGGACAACAGUGGGACAAAUGUGUGUUCUCUCUCCUCCUCCAGCCGGCUCCAGAACCCAAUAUUUACACCAGUUCGCGCACAUUUUCCACAAGUGAACUCCCUGCAUUAAAAGGGAGGACGUGGUAGUUUUCGUCAAGGCAGUCGUUGCUUAAACUGGACUUGGGAGUCUACAGGCAGCCCGGAAUCUCAAGAUGCCUAGGUCUUUUCUUAUUAAGAAGCAUUUCUCAACCAAUAAGAAACCCAAUUACGGUGAACUGGACAGUCAGACAGUGAUCAUCUCCCCGUUUAUUUAUGAGAAGUACCCAGUCCCCGCCAUCCCUCAGCCUGAAAUCCUCAGCUCGGCCGCCUAUUACCCCACCAUCGUCUGGGACACAGGGCUGAUCUCCAGCUUCUGCUCGGCUGAUAUCGAAACCAACCUUUCCAGCAAGAAAAUCGAUUCGCCAACAGCGGACAACGUGAAACGACGCAAAUCUCACGACCUCGCAUCCUUAUCGAGCGAGGAAGAGGACGGGAAGACAUCGGACCCUCCCAGUCCCGACUCCUCAGCGACAGAAGCAGAGAAAUUUCAGUGCAGUCAGUGCACCAAGUCUUACUCCACCUUCGCCGGACUGUCCAAGCACAAACAGCUACACUGCGAGGUCCAGGCCAGGAAAUCCUUUAACUGCAAGUACUGUGAGAAGGAGUAUGUGAGUUUGGGAGCCCUGAAGAUGCACAUCAGGAGCCACACGCUUCCUUGUGUUUGCAAAAUCUGUGGCAAGGCUUUCUCCAGACCCUGGCUGCUGCAGGGGCACAUCCGCACACACACUGGAGAGAAGCCUUUUUCCUGUCCUCAUUGCAACAGAGCAUUUGCAGAUCGGUCCAACCUCAGAGCCCAUCUUCAGACUCAUUCUGAUGUGAAAAAGUACCAGUGCAAAAACUGCUCCAAGACUUUCUCCAGAAUGUCUCUUCUUCACAAGCACGAAGAAACAGGUUGCUGUGCAGCUCGCUGAGAAAGACGGUCAUUCAACUUCUGUGUGCAUUUCAGCCCGUUGGUACAGACUGAAUCUUUUUAUGUUGGACUAAUGCUGGUUUUUAUUUAUUUUGUGAUUAGAACAUGAAUAUUAACAUUCCACUUUUGUAAAUCGCAGCUAUCGCCUUUUUUGGAGGGAGGACAGAACAGACUGGCUAAGGUGUCUCAAUCAUUUCAGUAUUUGAUUCAGUAUAAACCACCAAACAGGGAGAUUUUUUUAUGGUGUAACUAUGCAAUAAAAUGGUAAAUGAGGGCUGCUGACAUAAAAUGUUCUCAGUGGAACAAUGAAGCCCUGCAAUGUGUAAAGAUUUGUGCAAUGGGUUUAACAGACAUGGCUUGCUAUUUGAAACAAAAUUCCUGUUUACGGGCAAGCUGUGUGCUGAAGCACCUGUUAAUAUGAACCUUAACAACUGCUUUUCAGUGGAAGUGUAACUAAUGGCAAGCAGUUGUCACAUGCUACAAUGCAGGGCUUAGAUAAAUGCCUGACUAUUGACAGGUGUGUGCCAAAAGACUUUUUAUGGCUAUUGACAGGUGCCUGGUGAAUGCAUCUUUUUCUAUACAGUGUACACAAUCGUCACAAUAUAUAUUUGUUUACAUUACAAGGGUACACUGGUAAUGCUCUUUGUAUACUGUAAUUUUUUACGUGACAGUUUUGUAUUGCUAAGACUUUAACAUGUACAUUAUAUAAAGAAUAUGUAAUAAAAAU
This is a messenger RNA of Hypanus sabinus (Atlantic stingray), 1792 nucleotides long. Its product is annotated as protein snail homolog Sna-like. Gene Ontology annotation, molecular function: RNA polymerase II cis-regulatory region sequence-specific DNA binding; DNA-binding transcription factor activity, RNA polymerase II-specific. The record is from RefSeq and is a predicted model, not a curated record. Gene Ontology annotation, biological process: regulation of DNA-templated transcription. NCBI's taxonomy places the organism in Eukaryota, Metazoa, Chordata, Chondrichthyes, Myliobatiformes, Dasyatidae. The transcript is spliced from 3 exons. The coding region runs from base 269 to 1066 and encodes 265 amino acids.